CACAAUUCGGUACAUAUAUCAAUACAGCUGCUACUCUCUUCUGGCACUCUGCCCAAGUAGCUAAUAUAAUGGCUACAGAAUUCACUCCCUCAGUAUACUCUCUUGUUUCCACGCCUCUUCCGUCAAAUUCGAGACCCUCAGCCACUCUCGACGAGCAAGCAGAAACCGAAGAUCUCAUCUCUCAAUUAUUCGACCUCACCGCUGACCCCAAUGCCCUCGUCUCGCAGCAUGGCAAAAUAUAUUCCGGUCUCAGGAAGCAAGAGCAUACCCAAUUUCUUGCCUCUACUUUCUUUCAAUUGCCGGGAAAGUUUGUGAGCCUCGAUGCUAGCCGACCAUGGUUAAUAUUCUGGACGGUGCAUUCUCUUGACCUCUUGGGCGUGGCUCUUGAUCAGGGAACAAAGGACAGGGUGGUGUCGACUUUGCUUCACUUCCUUUCGCCAAUGGGCGGUUUCGCUGGUGGCCCUGCCAAUUCUCAAAUCCCUCACCUGCUACCCACCUACGCUUCUGUCUGCUCUCUAGCCAUCACAGGUAACGACGGUCCGACAGGUGGUUGGAAGGAUCUUGCAGAUGCUAGACAGAGCCUAUAUGAGUUCUUUAUGAGGUGUAAGAGACCCGAUGGCGGCUUUGUCGUUUGUGAAGGGGGCGAAGUUGAUGUCCGAGGGACAUAUUGUCUGUUGGUGGUUGCUACUCUUCUUGACAUCAUUACACCGGAACUUUUACACAAUGUCGAUAAAUUUGUCUCUGCCUGCCAGACUUAUGAAGGCGGUUUCGCUUGCGCCUCUUUCCCGUUCCCUUCAGUUGUCCCGUCGACUUCUGCCCUUCCAACAUCGGAACCCUCUUGUAGAGUUUCUAUGGCAGAGGCACACGGUGGAUAUACUUCUUGUUCACUGAAUUCGCACUUCCUUCUUACCUCUGUACCUCUUCCUUCUUUCCCGUCAUCCAUUGAUGCCAGUGCAGCGCUUCGAUGGACUGUCCUUCAACAGGGAGAAGCUAUUGAAGGAGGAGGUUUCAGGGGACGGACAAACAAAUUGGUUGACGGUUGUUAUUCAUGGUGGGUUGGCGGUGGAGCCCCCGUAGCAGAAGAAUUAGUGAGGAGAGAAAAGAGCAAAAAAGUGAAAAAGUCGCGAGUUGAACUCAUUGAAGAAGAGGAGAAGGAAGGUGACUGGGAGGACGUUCCUCCUAUACCACCUACCUUCAACCGGGUCGCUUUGCAAGAGUUCACUCUUGUUGCAGCUCAGCAGGAUCCAGGUUCCACAGGUGGUCUUCGUGAUAAGCCCGGGAAACGUCCCGAUCAAUACCAUACUUGCAACAAUCUCUCGGGUCUUUCUAUCGCUCAGCAUAAGAUGAGCCAUUCUCCUUCCGCCGUGUCGUCUAAUCGUCUCAAAUUCGACGCAUCCAAGGGGCUUCCAGCCAUCGAACCUGUCGCUCCUGGGGGUGGGUGGAAGAAUGAGGAUGAGAGGCGCAACGCAAGGCGGGAGAUUUGGGCCAAUGCUCUUGGAUGGAUCGAGGAAGAAGGGGGAGAAAUAAUUGUGGGAGGAAGGGACAACCGUGUUAAUACGACGACCCCUGUCUUCAACAUCCUUGGGUUAAGGUUGAAGCCGUUCAUCAACUAUUUUUAUUGUCAAGAGAAUUGAACUCCGCAAUUGUAGAGGAAAAUCGUAUUAUCUUUGGGAACCAUGUAUGGUUAAAUUCUCAAAACCUUUAGUCUAUGGGCAAAACAGUUUUAGUAUAGAAAGGUUAAGUGCGCUUAGAGAACGGCAACAAAUAAUGGCAGCUUUAAAAACUGUUCGCAUGUGAGGAACGCCCAGAUAUAAGGGUGCUUUCUAAGCUCGAAAUACUUUUACAUCAUCUUUCAUAGGAUACAUUUCCACAGCUUUAAAGCUGAGCACGAUGCCUCUCCGCAC
Molecule: messenger RNA, 1904 nt
Organism: Cryptococcus deneoformans JEC21
Lineage: Eukaryota; Fungi; Basidiomycota; Tremellomycetes; Tremellales; Cryptococcaceae
Product: protein farnesyltransferase, putative
Exons: 7
Coding region: 69-1634 (521 amino acids)
Biological process (GO): protein farnesylation
Cellular component (GO): protein farnesyltransferase complex
Molecular function (GO): protein farnesyltransferase activity
Source: RefSeq, a predicted model, not a curated record